This is a messenger RNA of Dujonia railenensis, 2214 nucleotides long. The record is from the annotation of a GenBank genome assembly. Lineage: Eukaryota; Fungi; Ascomycota; Pichiomycetes; Serinales; Debaryomycetaceae.
AUGGCACCUCCCAAACCACGCGAAGUAGACGAAGCUGCUAUAGAGGAAGGAGAUGCAGAGGAUGUAAUGCCUCAAAUUUCACUAAGUAGCUCUCAAAACUCAUCUCUUAACAGUGAGGAAGACAACCCUCCUGAGACUGUACCUGUAGCAUAUGACCAGGAUGAAGACCCUGAAAAUGAUGCUAGUACGAAACGGCCCAGGCGCACUUCGACAGGUGCUAGAGCCCAGAAGACCAGAUCGUACUCAUCUUCGUACACUAUGGCGUCUCAAGUAUUAGGCUCAUUACGUAGGUCUAUGAGUGGAACUUCGCUGUAUAACUCAGGCACACAAGAUCUCUCUAGACAACAAACUGGUUACUCCGUUAAAGACAUUUAUGGCACCUUGACCGACAAUGAAGUGAGGUUGCGGAGAAGCUCUACGAGGAACACUAUCUUGGAUAGGUUAUCGAGUAGAGUGCAAAAUGAAGAUAAUUACGCCACAUAUGAAAAGAAGUAUAGAGAUGAAGAAGAUGAAGAACACGAGGAUGACGAAGAAGCUGAGGACGAUGAUCAUUAUGACGAUGGUCACAGCUUGGAUGCUGAAAAGGUGGAAGAUGUCGUACCUAUUCCAGUGGGUGAAUCUCUAAGUAGAAUGCAAAGUAAAAUGUCGGAAAUUGAACAAAUUCCAGAUACAACUGUACCCACAGUUGAUCAUGGUCGUGAGUUUGUCAGUAUCGAUCCAGAAUUGGUGACAUGGGAUGGCCCUGAUGACCCCGAGUUCCCAAGGAAUUGGUCUUCUUUUGAUAAAACGUUUCAAACCGGUAUCGUUGCAUUUUAUACCCUUAUUUCUCCGAUGACUUCUUCUGUUUUGUCUCCCGCUGUUCUGGAAAUAUCAGAAAGUUUGGGUAUGGAGAAUGAUCUGUUCUUAAAGUCAUUUUCCGUUUCCGUAAUGAUCUUGGCAUGGGCAAUUGGUCCUUUGAUCAUUGCCCCUAUAUCGGAGAGUGAAAAGGUAGGAAGAAGACCUGUCCUCAACUUGUCGAUUUGGAUUAAUUGCUUUUUCCUAAUUGGUUGUGGGUUCGCCAGAACACCAGCGCAAUUAUGCGUCUGUAGAUUCUUAGGUGGACUUGGUGGCUGUGCACCCUUAAAUGUUGGUGCUGGUUCAUUGGCUGAUUUGUUCGACAACGAUAAGAGGUUGAUUGCCAUGGCAUUCUACAGUAUAUGUCCUACUUUGGGACCGGUUAUAUCGCCCGUAAUUAGUAGUUUCAUAGUCGCAAACGUAAGUUGGAGAUGGGUCUUUUGGGUCUUGGCCAUUUUCAAUGCUGCCGUUGCAGUGUUUGGAGCUAUAUUUUUCAGAGAGACCUAUUCGCCCAAAUUACUUUAUAAUAAGUGCAAGAAGUUAAAGAAGGAGACCGGUAAUCCUCAUUUACAUACAAUUUAUGAAAUUGCAGAUGGUGAAACCAAGUGGGGAAAAUUCUACAUAACCAUAUCAAGACCUUUGAAAUUACUCUUAACUCAUCCAAUGGUGUUGGGAUUGGGAUCAUUUAUGGCUUUCACUUAUGGGUUUAUGUACUUGAUGCUUGUUACAUUCCCAGGAGUCUACGAAGGUAAGUAUGGCUACUCCACUGAGAUUUCAGGUUUGAUGUACUUGCCAAUGGGGAUAGGAUACAUAAUUGGUACUGUAUUCUUUACCUGGGCAAUUAACGUGAUAUACCAUAAAUUGACUGAAAGAAACGGUGGAGUUGCCAAGCCAGAGUAUAGAUUGCCCUGCUUGUGUUUCCUGGGGAUCGGGAUCCCUAUUGGUCUCAUCUGGUAUGGUUGGUCUGCUCAAAAGGAAUUGAUGUGGCUCAUGCCUGCAAUUGGAACCGGCAUAUAUGCCUUUCUGUUCAUUGCUGUAUUUCAGACUAUUCAAAACUACCUCAUUGAUAUGAACCCAAGAUUUGCAGCCUCAUCAAUCGCCGCUGCUGCUGUCUUUCGGUCACUCUUUGGGUUUGGAUUCCCUCUAUUUGCAUCCAGCAUGUACGACAAAUUGGGUUAUGGAUGGGGAAAUACACUAUGUGCAUUCAUUGGACUUCUCUUAGGUAUUCCAUUCCCGGUAUUUUGUUUCUACUACGGUGAAAGGUUGAGAAACUGGGCCAAUGCCAGAAUGGACAGAGAGCAAGCAAAAAGAGAUAUCGUAAACUUGAAAAGGCUAAAGAAAAUGAACGAAGAAGCAGAAGAAACAUCCUCUUCCAAAUAA